Messenger RNA from Acanthopagrus latus (yellowfin seabream), 2339 nucleotides. Its product is annotated as C-C motif chemokine 5-like. Gene Ontology annotation, molecular function: chemokine activity. The record is from RefSeq and is a predicted model, not a curated record. Gene Ontology annotation, biological process: immune response. Lineage: Eukaryota; Metazoa; Chordata; Actinopteri; Spariformes; Sparidae. The coding region runs from base 1324 to 1671 and encodes 115 amino acids. Gene Ontology annotation, cellular component: extracellular region. The transcript is spliced from 4 exons.
GUGAAAAAGACAGAUCCACCUGUCAACACCUUAAAAAAAAAUCUAAUGAAAUCAUUUUCCAGUGAAACAUGCAGAGCCUGACAGUUAACCUGUCCAGGAAUCGGACAAGUGAAAUGCUUUAAUCGUCUAACUGUUGGAGAGAAACAUGGGGAAAAACCAUGUUGGCUCUAUAGAUCUGUUCCCCACUGUGUGUAAAUGUGCAUCACAUGUUGCUAAUAUAAUCGUUAUAGCCUGCAAGUUUAUUUCAUUUAUAUAUAUGGACAAGCAGCUAACUUGCCAUUACCAGAACAUGGCAUCCCUGAACAAGACCCUAUCGAGUCAAACCGACCUGAACUCCAGAAUAAAUGUGAGCCAAGUACGUUUCUGCAAAACCACGGAUAAGUUAAAACCUAAUUUCUCUUUAAGUUGAUAUUUUACACUUGUUUAGAUUCAAUUUUCUAUUUCUCCUUGUCACAAUGUUGUGCUGACUAGAGUCAAACUGUGGUGGUCUGCUUGUGAUAUUGUAAUAACGCCACCAUCAUCCCGACCUCCCGCUGUGAAAGUUAGCUAAUAAGCAUGUAUCGUGAACAUGAUAAGCAAUAUUUGUUACAAAUGUUAACCUCUGACGUAUCUGUAGUUUGCAGAAAUGUCAACUUCUAACAUUAUAUCCUAGGGGACUGUUGGGCCUUAGAAGGUAUGCAGACCAUUCUUAUUUUGAAAUGAAUUUGAAUCAUUGGAUAAUUAUAGCAUGUCAAAAUGUCUGGUCUUUACUUUGUUUCCACCAAAAAUGUAUUUACUGACUUUGCAGCAAUGUUGUCACAUGUUGUCAUGCUACAGGUUGCUAGUAAUUUUGUUUAAAUAUAUCAUUCUGUUUUUUAACUCUUACUCUUUGGAAUUAAUGGGCAAAACACAAAACACAAGGCAGAAAAACGCGUGAAAACAGGUGCAAUGAGGAGCCAAAAGCGUCUAUAAUGACGUUGUCUGAGUCACUGUCGUUUGCUGAAACGUGAACGCCUUGUUGGAGACCGGAAACAGCAACAUCACGACCGACAAACACGAGUCCUGCUACGAUAACACGCGGAACCUAAACAUAUAUGGACAUGAUGGUCAAACUGUACAACCCUCUGAGUGUGUCAGUCUCUGUCCUGUCAUCUCUGCACCAUGAUUAUUUCCAUACUAGCAACAUUCCUCAUGACACCAAUAGUUCCUCUUUUUGUCUGGCGCUGCAGUAUAUAAGCCCAAACCUCUCUGGUUCAUUCAUCCUUAGCCCUCCAGGAGUUGAGCUGUUGGUGGCUUAAUAACGAAGCAGUUUACAGCUGAGAUCCAGAGUCGAUUUUUGGAGCCAUGCAGCAUUUGAAGAUGUGGACGUGUCUCUCUGCCAGCCGCUGGAUUUGUCUGCUCACCCUGGCUGUGGUGAUGCUCGCCUCUGCAUCACAAGUGGAUUCCUCCAAUCCGAUCGUACGUUUACCCUGCUGUCUCAACGCCAGCUCCAGGAAGAUAGAGCGAGUCAAAGCGUGUUACGAGCAGAAACCACGAGAGGGCUGCCACCGCCACGCCUUCCUGAUCGUGACCAGGAGGAAUAAGCAGUGGUGCGUCAACCCGGAUGCUGCGUGGCUCAAAGACAAGAUAGAGACGGGAAAACUGAGCUGUCCUCCUGAUUUGACGCCGCUGAGUGGAGUCGACACGGCGUGAUGAAAAAAAAAAACAUCCCAGCGAAGCAGCUGCUCAGAAUGUUUUCUGCUGAUUUACUAUUUAUUCCUUUUACACACAUAUCUAUUUAAAAUUUAAGUUAUUUUUGUAUCAAAUUUUAUAAAGAUGACAGAAUUCUGUGGCAUUAUUUUGUAAAGCUGUCACAAACAGUUGGUCGUUUUGAACCUGGAACCAAAAAUAAAUCAUGUUGAAUGAAUUUACAGUGUGACUGACUCUUGUUUGUGUGACCGUAUGAAGUUUGAAUUUUGACAUGCAGUUCUGUGUGGAUCUUCUGUACUGACUCUGAAGUUUGGGAUAUGGGCCCAAAAAUAAUAUCAAGGUCUAUUUUAAUGGAACCACAACUAGAAAUGACCUCUAGACAACUGCUAGACUCAGGGGCCAUCCACAUGAAAACGCUUUUUUGUGUAAACAUGUCUUGCAUUGUUUUGGCCGAUUGUCCAAAUGGAUCCUGUAAAACCUGGUCUAAGGGUGAAAAAAUUGUAAAAACCGCCCUUGUGUUCUCGUUUGGAAAGCCAAUCCGCAUACUUUGAGUAUCAAUGACGCCAUCGCCCCACCCCUCGACCUCUAGCCUUCGACCUCUUAACCCCACGACGUCUCAUAACAACAACAACAACAACAACAACAGUGGCGGACUACAUGCUUGUGUUCAA